Messenger RNA from Symbiodinium sp. CCMP2456, 2571 nucleotides. The record is from the annotation of a GenBank genome assembly. Lineage: Eukaryota; Dinophyceae; Suessiales; Symbiodiniaceae.
AUGGCCGUGGCCCGGUCCGCUGCCAUGUAUCCGACGAUUCGAUUCAGUCCAACGUCUCAAGGCUGCAGCACUCUGCGUGGAAGCCCACAAAGUGGACGAAACAAUCCAUUUGCAACUUACCGGGCCGAUGGUGACGAUGAGGCGGAUGUGCACUCGGUGCAGAUGAAGCUGGCAGUCUUGGAGCAUCAGCAGAGUGCGAUGGACGGCAAAGUUUCCGAGCUGGAGAAUGCGGUGAAAGUCUUGAGGACCAGCGCAGACCCAUCCGGCGCCUUUGCACAGCAGCUACUUCAGCUGAAAAGCGAGCUGGUAGCCGCCGCUGAGGAGGAUACGAAGCAUCGAGCAGAGCUGGCGGGGGAGCUUCGCUCAGAGCUCCAGGAGGCAAAGAAGCAGUUGCGGAAGGAGCUCUUGGCUUCCGUGAAAAGUUCCAGGGGAGACGAGGACAAGAGCUUUUCGUCUGUGCCGGAGUUGGAGAUGCAGGACGAGCAGCCAGAGGUCUUAGCAGAAACACGCGGAGAGGUCGCAGAGCUGGCGUCGCAGCUGCGCGCUGAGCUGGCUCCUUUUCGCGCGGAGACGUCUCACUCCUUCGAUCUUUGGGCAGCGCCUCUACGCGAGGAUGUCCGGGUCCUACAGCAAACCGUGCGGCAGCUCCAGGGGACCUCGGCGGAUCUCUGGCAGCAGCUGGCGCAGCCGACUGAGAUCCAGCGCCUACACAAGGCGUUUCAGACGACGGUAGAUUCUCUGGCUGAGGAGCUCGACAGCCGUUCCACGGAACUGCACAAGGUCUUCGAGCACAAGCUGGCUCUCCUACACGAGGAUUGGGAGGCGCAAGCGAGAUCCAUGCAACAGGCCCAGAGCUCCGCCUUGCGGAAGGAAUACACCUUCCUCGUGCAUGCAGAGUCGACAGGCCUCCGCGAGGAGCUGGUUGGAGCCAACACAGCCUUGCGGGCAGAGAUUGCAAGCAGCCAGGAGAAGCAGCUGAGUGAUAGUCGCGAAGCCUUGAAAGCCGCGGAAGCCGAUCUGAAGGAGCUCAAAGCCACCUUUGCCGCCGCGGCGGCGCGAAGCGAGGACGAGAAAGCCGCACAGGCAAAGAUCUGGUCGGAAGUUGGCGAUUUCCGAAAGGAGCUAGCCAAGCUGGAUGGUCAGAUGCAGCAGCUGCGUCAGCUCCAAAGCGCGGCUCGGCCAGCCGGCGGCGAGAAGCCCUUAGGUGAGAGCGAGGUGCUUAGGCUGGUCGGUGAGGUCUUGGCCGGCCCCGGGGUCAAAGCUCAGCAGCAAGAGUCUUGCGAGAUUGCACUUCGCCCUGUGCAUCAUCGCAUCGAUGUUGCCAUGUCGGAGGUCUCAAAGGCCAGAGCUGCAGCUUCGGAGGAGUCGAAGCGGGCGAGGCAAGAACUAGCCGGUCAACUUCGGGCCGAGACGGAGGAGGUGGCGACAAACGCAGCGUCGAAGGCACGGAGAUCGCUAGAUGCAGAGAUGAGAAAUGUUGUGGAUGCACUGCGGAGGCAGCUGCUGGAAGCCAUGGAGACCAACUCACUUCGCGCGACCCAGCAGUUCAAAGAGUCCUCCACGAGCCACAACACUGAGGUUCGGAUGUUGCUGGACCAGCUCGAAGACGUAAGGCGCUUUACGCACGAGCUCAGCCUCUCCGUACGAGAGCUCCAGGCGAAGGCAUUGGACACUGGAGCUCAGAUGCGGUAUUCGGCCGCCCCGGCUGUUGACGACCUGCUGUUCCGGAGACUCGAGGAGGAGCUUGCAGGCCACAUGCGGCUCACCAGCGGCAAGAUUCGAGACCUCCAAGAACUCACGGGGCAUCUUCAGGCACGAACGGCCGAGCAUAGCACUCGGCUGCAGAGCCUCACUGGGGAGGCAGUAGCCGGGAAUCAGCGGCUGGAAACGCUCGCUGUCCUUCUGGAGACGGCUAACGUCCGCUUGGAUCGUGCCGAGGGUGCCUUCAGUGGCGUGGAGACGAGGCUGCAGGACGUGGACACCAACAUGGAGAAGUUUUUCCGAGGUAUCACCGCUCUUGACGCGCGGGUGGACGGGGUGGAGGCUCAGGCUACGAUGCCCUCCCGCAUUGUGGAGGCGGAAGAAGAGGCUUCGGCCCCACGAGCAAACGAGCUGGACUCCCCUCCCUGGAACGUGGCGGUGCGCGGCAUGGAGAACUUGACGCAGAUCGUAGGCAGCCUCGAGAGAUCUGAAGGCCCCCCGGAGCAGCUGGUCGGUGUGGCGCUGCGGGAGGAAGUGAAGGAAGGCUUUGAAGAGGUGUGGAAAGCAGUACGGGAACUUCAAUUCCGCUGUGCAGUCCCUCCCCGGCGUCCUUCCUUGGCCAGCGAGACAGAUCAGCUGCAAGGGGCGAUGCCGCAGGAGGAGCAGUCACAGGAGCCACCCAAACCAAGGACGAACGCGGUCGUGCAAGACGUGAAGUCACAGGCGCGACAAACUCGCGAACACAGCUUCGGCCCUGGGACAUGGCAGAGUGCGAAGAGUCAGGAGAGUGACCUCGAUGACUCGCUGACCGAGGGCAGUAGCAGCUCCUCGCAUUCCGGCCCUCCAGCUGCCAGCACACGAAGACAGUGA